Messenger RNA from Heterobilharzia americana, 841 nucleotides. The record is from the annotation of a GenBank genome assembly. Lineage: Eukaryota; Metazoa; Platyhelminthes; Trematoda; Strigeidida; Schistosomatidae.
GGCGCGCUUUAUGGUUCACUGAGAUUAUGCACCCAGUUUGGGAGAUCGCUUUCUUCACUUGAUGACCUGAUUUCAGUUUAUAAUGUCUGAUGAUCGAGGGAAGUUUGAAGUAAUAGAGUUGUCGAUGCUGAAGAAGCACAUAUUUUUUCCACUCUCCGGUUUGGGGAAUUUCACUGCACAAACUGUACUUUAUCCAUUUGUAUUACUUCGCACGAGACUCCAACUGCAAGAGGGUGCUCAGGUCUAUCGUGGUCUUAUGCACGCUAUUUCUUCUGUUAUCAGAGAAGAAGGAUUUCGAGGAUUGUAUAGUGGCUACUUUAUUCGACCAUUUCACAUCUUCUCAACAUCCAGAAGCAGCAGGCUUGUUUGAAUGCACCAAAUGGGCUUCCAGAACAUCUUGUCCUUCGUUUUCACGGGUCGUGACAGCCUUGCAGUUGGCAAAUGUUGGACUUUGCUGGUCACUUUUACAAUGAGUGAAUCAGAGAUUUUGAUAACUAUGGAGUUGUAGUCCAGUGAACAUCUUUUAUUUCUGCCUGUUGUAGUUAGGUAUUCUAAACGUGGCAAAUCUGGAUACCCUCCAUGAAGGGUAGUCUCAGCCAUGGUCAUUCCUAAAGUAAUUAAUUCUCGAUGGCAACAAGGCCAACUUUGAGGACUGAAUAAUUUUCUUACAACGCGAAAAAAACAGACAAAGCAGAAGGCGGAGAAAGCAAGAAUUUUCACAAGGAGUGUUUCCUAUGUUCGAAGACGAUCAUGUUUCUCCCUACUUAACUUCCAUUGCUAUGGCUUUCAUUGUGUAUCCUUUUUCUAUAGAGUAUUUAUAAAUAUAAAUUUCAUGCUGUCA